This is a messenger RNA of Xiphias gladius (swordfish), 7489 nucleotides long. RefSeq names its product RAB11 family interacting protein 3 (class II) (gene rab11fip3). Gene Ontology annotation, cellular component: midbody; cleavage furrow; recycling endosome membrane. Gene Ontology annotation, molecular function: calcium ion binding. NCBI's taxonomy places the organism in Eukaryota, Metazoa, Chordata, Actinopteri, Istiophoriformes, Xiphiidae. The coding region runs from base 976 to 4182 and encodes 1068 amino acids. The record is from RefSeq and is a predicted model, not a curated record. The transcript has 13 exons. Gene Ontology annotation, biological process: regulation of cytokinesis; endocytic recycling.
UAACAGGCUAAUUUCGCUAGCAAGUCACUUAGUAGCUUCCCUGGCCAAUGGCACGAAAGAAGUGGGAUGCUCGGAGGAGGAGUUAACGUUAGUUGCUAGCAUAAAUUCAUUUGAGGCAAGACAGUCGGCGAUAUUUUUAGUAAACCGCCUUGCAAUGACAGAGUUAACGUUAACGUUACAGCUCGAGGUUAUUUCAUGUUCGAGUAACGCUGGUCACAUCGUUUCCUCGCCACACUCGCUGCCCCUCGGCAAAUUAGCUUGCGAUGGAUAAGACUGGAUAAUCGGCUAAGAAAGCUAAUGUUGACAAACACUGGUGACUUUACGCCUUGAUUUUGUUUUGUUUCAAACUGUCUCGUUGGCAGAGGUGCUGCCAGUUGUGUUUGUCAGUUCAGCGCCGAGGCUUUAUUUCGGUGGCUUGCCAGCUUUCAGGCCGAAGUGAAGCAUGUUGAUGUUGGAUGUGCUGAAGCUGGAACAUUUGGCAACAGCCAGGACUGGAUCUGCCAUGACAGAGAGGGACAUAGUGAGUCAAAACACAUUUACAUCAGUACUAUAUUUGGUAAGGCUAAGAAAUUAAUAUUUCUUACCUAAACUUAAAACCCACAUUUUUGAGUUUAGGUAACCUUGUUGUCGAGAUGUGGAAGGCAACCCCCGGAGUUAAAACAAUAAAUACAAUUUGUUAAUCAGUUGCCUGAUUGACAUUGUCUCUAAGCCAACCUACCCCGUUGCAAUUAAUACGACUAAUUACCUUUAUGCAGUUAUUUACAAAAUUGCAUUACCUACCAGCAUUUUUUUUUUAAAUGUCAGAGCUAGACAAUGCUUGUAGGAGUCCCACACAGUUAUUUCGAGAUUCCACCGAAAAUGUGUAGUGCCAUUUAAAAUCAUGGCAAUAAAAUUGAAGAACUGGAUCUUGACGACAGCAGUGAGAUAGGACGUCACCAGCUUUCACAAGUUUGCAAAGGGGAGCAGCCAAUAUAAAUGGAACCAACAGUUCUGUCUGGCCCUUUGGGGCACACACAGUGGAAAUCAGACCAGCCAUUUCCUCUCGGAUUUCACACACUGGAUUCAGACAAUGAAGGUGUGCUCUGUCAAAACAAGAGUGGCCAGACAGGUUUGGAUUUCAGAGACGGUGACCAGGAUCAAACAUGCCAACAAAGUGAAGAAGAAAAGGUUUGCCAGGAAAAGCAGGUAGAGUUGGACAACCUCAUAAAUAUCUCUGAUUUUUCUUGUGGAGAAUUGCCGGUUGAGGCUGAUCAGUCCACAAUUUCCAAAGCCUCUCUCCAUAGUACUAAUUUACAGGAAUUGUCUUACACAGAAAAAACUGAGGGACCUGAUGAAAUCAGUGACUGUACUUUGUCAUGGCUUUUUCCUCCCAACCUCACUGAUGUGGUUGGGGAAAACUCUGCCUGUGAAGAACUGAAUCUGACACAGGAGGCCCCUCUUGAGGGCUCAAAUCCUCCCAGUAGUCAGGCUGAGCUAAUAAGCCUCAGUGUACCUGUCUCUCCGUCAAAGAUUUCUGCAAGGAAUUCUGAGACCAACACAGGGGAUCCAUUUUUGUUGGUAGAUCUCCUCUCAAAUGAGCCCCCUUGUUUCCCCCCAGAGUCAUCAGGUGAGUUCAACCCUCAGGGUGUCAGCGAGGAGCUGGUACACCUGUCACAAGAGAAGCAGGCGGGUCUCCCUCCCUCACAGAGCAGGGAGACUUUGUCACCUGAAACCGGAGACAAAGGUUUAUUCCCUGAUCAAGUGACUGAUCUGCCUGUAACCAGUAGCACUACCUUGCAAAGUUUGUCCGAGACCUGCUUCUCACAAAACCACAUCAGCACGCCACUGGAGUGUUUCAAAGAAUCUGUGCCUUUGUUGGAUUUAGAGGUUCCAGAUUGUGAUGGCAGUCUGAGCCUGUGCCCAGCCAGUCCUGCCUCUGUUAUCUGCACAGGUACGCCAUUACAUUUAUCAACAGAGGAGUCAGAGGUGGAACAUGAAGGAGCUGCUGUAAUCAGAAAUCUGACUUCAGAGCAACAAGGUGAGAAUGACUCAUUUGCUCUGGGUUUUUCAGCUGAACCUUCAUCACUGACAGUGCCUCUGGCUGAAGAUGCCUUCAUCCAGGGUGAUCAUACCAGUGAGAUGUACUCUGUGGAGAACAUGUCCAAGGAUUUGAUGGAAGACAAAAUUUGUUCGAAGGUCAAAAAUCAGGGGAAAGAGGCAAUGGCUUUGGAUCUGUGCUUGCCUGCUGAUGAGAUCCAUGACGAGGAAACUUUGGACUUGAAAUCACAGGAGGGUGUAGAGAGUGGAAGUGUUCCCAAUCCAACAACUGAACAGAGGGAAGAGGAGAGUGUGAUAGACAAUAACCAGCUCGAGGAAUCAGAUUGUCAUGAAGUAGGUUCUUUUAAUUUUUCAGUUCAGGACUUGAACACUUCUUCUCCUGAGGCUGGAUGGACUAGUGAGCAAACUGUGGAGACAAUUUCCCUUUCUAAGAUGGUGGUAGAUGACUCACUGCCAAUGGUUUCAGCUGUGAAUACGAGGGAGGAGGAUGUCUCCCCGUUAAAAGCUGUAUUCGAUGCUUUAGACCAAGAUGGAGAUGGCUUUGUUCGGAUUGAGGAGUUUAUGGAGUUUGCUGCUGCCUAUGGGGCUGAUCAGGUGAAGGAUCUGACCAAGUUUUUGGAUCCCAGUGGCCUGGGAGUGAUCAGCUUUGAAGACUUCCACCGUGGAAUCUCUGCUAUUAGCAAUGGAGGUCCAGAGCCACAACUCUACAAUGUAAGCUACAGUCCUGGGGAUGGAGCUGUGGGCUGUCCAGAAGAAUACGAUGAGCAAAAUGAGGUGACCGACAGUGCAUACCUGGGCUCUGAGAGCACAUACAGUGAGUGUGAGACCUUCACUGAUGAGGACACAGGGGCCCUUGUACCCCCUGAGAUGCAUGAGGAUGUGGAGACGGACAGCGGUAUCGAGGCCACGCUGCACGACCCCGAAGAUGGUGGAAAUAGGUUUUCCCUGAACUCUGAGCUCCAUAACCACUCCCUGGUGACGAUCAUCGGUGGAGAGGAGGAGCACUUUGAGGACUUUGGUGAAAGUAAUACCUCAGAGUUGCUACUGGAGAGCAGUGUGGAGGGGACGGAGGGGGAGGGCGAUUCCCCUCUCGUGCAGCCCCUUGAGCAGGUCAAUGGCUCCUCACUUCUCUCUCCCAGUGCUGGCAAGAGGCUGUCCAGCAAGAAAGUAGCAAGACAUCUCCUCCAGAACAGCUCAAUGACUCUGGACACCAUGAGCGACUUAACGCGGGACAUCCUGGAGCUUGCUGACAAUGACAUCACAGACAAGGUGCUCCUCCUUGAGCGUCGAGUGGCGGAGCUGGAGAAGGAGUCGGAGGCCUCGGGGGAGCAGCAUGCGCGAUUGCGCCAGGAGAACCUUCAGCUUGUGCACCGGGCCAAUGCCUUGGAGGAGCAACUGAAGGAGCAGGAGCUCCAUGCUGACGAGCAGCUACAGCAAGAGACCCGUCGCCACAAGGAGGCCCUGAGCAAACUGGAGAGGGAGAGGGGGCUGGAGCUAGAAAACCUGCAGGCUAGGCUGCAGCAACUGGAUGAGGAGAGCAGUGAGCUGCGGUCCUGUGUUCCUUGUCUACGAGCAAACAUCGAGAGACUAGAGGAGGAGAAGAGGAAGUUGCAAGAUGAGACAGAAGCCAUGUCUGACAGGCUCAAGGAAGAGACGGAAUCCCGCAGGAAGAUGGGUGACAAGCUGAGCCACGAGCGUCACCAGAGCCAGAAGGAGAAGGAGUGCACACAGGAGCUAAUUGAAGACCUACGUAAGCAGCUUGAACACUUACAGCUGUACAAGUUGGAGGCCGAAGCAAAGAGAGGGCGCUCACCAGGCGCAGGGCUGCAGGAGUAUCAGACCCGCACCCGCGAAACCGAGCUGGAGCAAGAGAUCAAACGACUCAAACAGGACAACCGCAGCCUGAAGGAGCAGAAUGACGAGUUAAACGGUCAGAUUAUCAACCUGAGCAUCCAGGGAGCCAAGAACCUGAUGUCGGCCUCCUUCUCCGACUCCCUGGCAGCUGAGAUCAACUCUGUGUCUCGCACAGAGCUGAUGGAGGCUAUCCACAAACAAGAGGAGAUCAACUACAGACUCCAGGACUACAUCGACAAAAUCAUCGUGGCAAUCAUGGAGUCCAACCCCUCCAUUCUAGAGGUCAAAUAGAGACCAUGCAGCCGGAGGGCCACUUGGAGUGACUCCACAGGCUGUUAAAAAUAUUGGAGACUUGGCUAAGAGAAAACUACCAAGAGAGGUUGUAAAAAUAUUCUGACAUUUUGGUAGGGAAAAAACUCAACCCCCCCCCCAAAAAAAAAAAAAAAAAAAGUACAAUGACAAAAAUAAGCUAUUUUCAGUUAGAUACCCCUUGACUCUGUACUUAGUUGUGAGUGUAUGUGUUAGCCCUUUUGAAAACACUUGGGUUCUGGUGACCUCCAUGUAUUUGGCUAGAGGGACCUGAGUCUCCCCUGUUGAAUGAAUGAAUGUGUAACUGUGUGCAAAAGGUCAGUAUCAUUCAGAGUAGAAAUCUGCCCCAUCCCUUUCCAAAAACAAAGUGUCAAUGUUUGAUUGAGCUAAAAUAUAACGAUCAGACAAUUAUACCUAAAGGCCUUAAAUGAAAGGUGAUCAAAGGAUACAUCAAUAAUACAUACCAUACAUGCCUCAGUUCAGUCAGUGGGCUGUGAUCUCCUGAUGCAGGCUGAGAAAGCCGUAUGAAGCUCUGGUCAGGAGACCAGUAGAAUUUGUAAGUUAAAAGCUUGCUGUGCUGCCUACCAGUCCCUAUAACAGUGUGUUCUGUCCUUUAACCAAGUUCAGCUGUCUUUUCCAGUGAACCCAAGUGAGGGACAUUUCUAGGGGUUGAGGAUGAGAAAUGCCCAGAGGGUAUUUUGUGUGUGUGUGUGUGUGUAUGUAUGUGUGUGUGUAAGUGAGGUGUUUGAAAUUUCCUUUUUUUUAUUUUUUUAUUUUUAUUUUUUUCUGCAAAAGGUCUGUAACACUAGAGGGUGUAUCAAGAAUGACACAGUCGUUCUUGAAAGUGUCAGUCUCCCAAAUGAAGGAACAGGGUGGUUUAUAAUGUGCUUCAUCUCAUUUAUUUUUACAAUGAAACAGGGUCGUGGAGCUCAGGUAGGCUAGAAACCUCAAGUGGAAAAUCACUACAUUUCCCAUCACUCCCUGGCACAAAUGUUGGAUAACUCAAACUUAUCUCACUAAAUAUAGACUGACUGGCUGUAACUGACAAAAUAUACCCACCUCAUCACUUUGUAAACUCUCCGAACACUUGAAUUAAGUAUCAAAGGAAACUGAUGAGUGAUUCUGGGAAUUGUAGUUUUAUUUUUCUAAAUACAGGCCACCUGAUCCCAGUGUUCUCUUGCUGAGUGAAAGUGACAGAGAGCAAGCCAAUUCAGGUUACCAACCCUUUUUUUUUUUUUUUUUUUCUCUUUGCUGCACAAGUGAUUUAAUGUCAAGUAAAAAUGUUAGUGAGACCGAAAAAUGUCGACAUUUGGGAGGCUGUAUGUGAAGAAUCAAAUGGUUGUACUUUGCACUAAGUUUUGUUUUAAUUUCUUUAUUAUUUUGUUGAUAGAAAACUUAAUUGUGAAGGGAUCAAAUGUAAAAUCGAAGGUAUUUUGAAUCCAUUAUGAAGAUGAUAGCUCGUUGGAUUUGUUGCUGCAGACACACCAGCAAAGUUGGGGCUGGUGUGUGCUGCAGACAACCCACUCCUGCUUAAGAAAGAAAAAAAAAAACAUCACACUAUUCAUAAUGCCAUAUUAAAUCAGAAAUAUUCAAGAAUACUACGAAAAUGUCUCAAGAUUAAAUUAAUUUAAAUACUGUAUUUUUUUCAGCCAUCAGGAGUUCAUAUGAGCUUUUUUCCUGGCUAGUUGCCAGUUUUAUUGUUUUCCAUACCUGAUCUGCGUAAUACUGAAGAGACACGGCAGACUUUGGUAGCAAUAAUGCUUGGCAAGAGAGUGGACCUUGGUGGAGGGCAGAUGAAACAAACCUGCUCUUUAUUUCCUCUGCUGAAGCAACAUCUGCGUUUUCAAAGACUGAUUUUUGGACUGAUCUGAUGCCGUGCUUAUCGGUACUGUGCAGCCUCAAUACUUCUGGACAUUUCUUUUCUGACUCAGAAACUGAACCUAACCUACCAGAUAUCUUGACGGAUUUAUAGUUGAAGUCGGGGAGGUUGUUUUUGUCCAAACAGCAUGGCGUUCUGCACCAGUAUGCUAAGAGGAAUCCCUAUUUUUCACCCUGUUCACCUCUAAAUCUUAUUUCACUGCUCUUCUUCACCUGCCACUCCAUGGAAAAAUGGCCUUGGAUGUAAAUGACUUGUACAUGUAAAGUUUUUUCUACACUCAUUCUAGAUUCUAGGUAUUUUUAUAGCCAGAAGAGAAAAGAACAUUUUUUUCUUGUCUUAUGCUGAGAGACAGCUGCCUGUAUUCUUCUCUAGCAUGUAGCGUGUACAGUAUCUGUUGGGUUAUUUUUUUUUUCCUCGUUUUAAAUCACAUGCAGAUAUUUAUUCAUCGUUCAACACAAACAACUCAAACUCUGUGAUUUGUUCUGCUGAAAAUAUAUUUGUACAUUUUUGGAUUCAAAAGGGGAGAUCACAUAUUCACGGUGAAUGAAUCUGUGGGAGAAUUUAUUGAAUUAAGAAACAUGUUUAAAGCAAAGUUAUAUUGUCCUUGGAUGAGUCUCCAUCGUGUGCAGAAGCUUGAAUGUGACCUGCUCAGAAUGGUCGUUUGUUGAGGUUGUCACACUCUUCCAUAAUGCUGAUGUGGCUUUGACCUCUUCAGGGUUGUGAUUUUUAGAUAUAUGGCAGAGUCUGCAGUUUCUACUGUUGUCUUCCCAGAUGGAGUCAGGUACUGCAUGGAAACACAGAUUUUUAUUGUAUAUCUCUGAUUCAGUUGUUUGACCUGUUUUGACUGAAAAAUCAUAUGCUAUAAUAUCCGUCAGUGGAGUUGUAGGUUGUGAGACCUCAUAACAUCAGCACAUGACACCUAAAACCUCAUAUCCAGGCUUGCUGAGUUCAGCUUCCUGCAUUGUAGUGUAACUGGAGGUUUGCCCCAACAGAUUUACUGCUUAGAUCUUUAGAGUAAUGAAUCAUUUAUGCUUUAAAGAGGACACAGGAUGACACCUGAACACAGCAGGCUAAAUUACAGUUAAUCUUCUCCCUGCGUCAUAUUUUAUUGUCAGCUUUUGACAGAUAGUUUGAGGAUUAACGCGACUGGCAACAGAUUAACCAGACAAAAGGUGAGACCACAGAGCUGAUAAAACAUUCCAUUUUAGCAGAGCUGAAGGUGAUUGCACUUUAACCAGAUCCAAUUUCUCCAUUUUUAACUCCUGCUUUCAAAAUGACCAAAGAAAAACGUUUGAACUUAAACUGAUCGUUUUAUCUAUCAGGGUCCGUGAUCACGCUUUUGGUAACACUUUCCUGUUCUAAUAAAUCACAAAUUGACAGACUCUCAGCUUGCCCUGGAAAAAAAAAAAA